Molecule: messenger RNA, 3430 nt
Organism: Culex pipiens pallens (northern house mosquito)
Lineage: Eukaryota; Metazoa; Arthropoda; Insecta; Diptera; Culicidae
Exons: 3
Coding region: 2611-3096 (161 amino acids)
Source: RefSeq, a predicted model, not a curated record
AGAUCACCCCUUAGGGGCCAUGAACAAACGAUAUGGGCACUUUAUUUAUAAAUUCAAAAUAAGCCCUCCUGAAAACUUGAAGCUCCUCACCUCCCUUCUAAAACUUCCACGUGUUUUGUAAGUUGCCCAAAACCAUUAAAAUAUUAAGGGAGCGUUCUUGCAUUACGUAACAAAACAUUUAUAUUUUUAGACCCCCUCCACCCCCUGGAAAUACAUUUCCGAUACACUUUUUUUGUAUAAAUCCUCGAACCCUCCUCCCUCCCCCUUGAUAUUACGCCGUUACGUAAUGCAUGGACGUCCCGUUACAUGGAUAGAGGACGGGAGAGGGGGGGGGGUUGUCCUUCGUGAUAAUGGAAUAAUACAAAAAAAAAUAUUUUGAAAACCCUUCGGAAAACUUCGUUAAUCGUACUGCAACUGUGAAAGCAGAAUAGGGGGUGGGGGGGGGGGUCUAACAUGGGCGGGCCAAUCAAUUCACAUGUCCUUGUACUGUCUAUUAAUGUCUUAUAAUCAAAUCUUAACCUACAGUUGUUCAGCCUAACAAAAACUAUGAUUUAUUUUGAAACUAUAAUUUCGUGACGUUGCAACGCAACGAAAAACCCUGUUUUCAAAAACAGAGCGUUGCAACGUCACGAAAUGUAAGCGGUCUUCAAAAAUCGAGGUUUAAUUUUUUCGAAAAACUAAUGAUUGCAUUCGAUUUGUUGGCCAAUUUUACACUAAAAAUGGAAGAAGAACUCCAAAUUUGCCGUUUAACAGAGCAGAGUUAAUGGCGAAACAUGAAUUGGGUCAGGAUUGAGAAAAAGUCACGCGUUGCAACGUCACGCUACAUAUUCCCUUCUCAAAAAUAGAAUAUUCGCUUAAAAUAAUGUUUCAACAUUGUUUCUUAUAGGAAAUUUGAUGUACUUUCCGAAUCUGUAAUAACAUAUGUACCUUUUCAAUGUAAUUUUUGAGUUACAGCCGAAAUACUGAAAAAAGAAAAGUCAAAGCGUUGCAACGUCACGGCGGAAUGUGUCAUUUAUAUUGUAUGAUUGAAUUAACCAUCCAAUCAUUUUUUGACUGAUUAUUUAACUUCAGCAAGUCGAAAUAAUGUAAGUUAAAGGAUCUUUACUAAAAUAUAGCGAAGAACUGCCAUUUUCGAGCAAAAAUUAGGACAACGAAAUCCAAACUUUUCCAAAAAUGGACCCCUGUCAAUUUAACCUUCAAAAAUGAAGAAAACUGAGUAAUUCAAGCAAAAGUUUCUCUAAAACAUACAAUAAAUGCUUGUUGUUUUCCACCCUAAACGCAUAUUUUUCAAUUAUGAGUAUAAAUAUAGCUGUUUUCAUGUUAAGAGUACCAAAAAUGCUGAAGCCGUAAGAAUUUAUAAUUAAUCAAAACUAUAGUUAAUUGUACUUAACUGAAGCAUCAUAAUUGCAGUUUGAAAUGAUAUUUUAUAAUAAUUAAUCAAUAAAAAAAAACAUUUUUUUUAAAUAAACAUGCGUGGUUUUAUCAGCAACUGUAAACAAAUCUAAUGUUUAGUUUCGGUCAACCAUUUAUGUAAUUAAUAUGGAAAAAUUUGCAUCAAGAUUACUUUUUUUAUUAUUUUUAUGUUUGCAGUGGUUUUUGAAUCGUUAUCUCUGAUUUUUUCAGAAAUAAAUGUGUUUAAAUAUCUGUAAGGUUUUUUUGCUGUUUAAAGCUAAAUUUGUUAACAAAACAUAUUUGUUUAUGAUGAAAAGUGAGCAAAAUCCAUCUUUUAUUCAGUAUAUCUAUCAUUAGACCUACACCAUGCAUCAAAACAUCAAAUAUCGGUUAAAUUUGAUAUAAAAAUAACAGUUUGCCUAUAGUGGACCCGGGUCCACAAUCGGAUUAUGGACCCGGGUCCACUAUAGGAAAAGGGGGUCCAUAACAGGCAAAAAAAAAAAUUUUUUCAAAUGACUAUUUUUCUGCUCAAAAACAAGUAACUGAUGAAACAAAUAGUCAAAAUUGUUCAAAAGACUUCAGAUUUAAUUGUUUUGUACAAAAGGUUAUGAAAAAGUGCUUAAAAUAUUGAAAAUUUGUGAAAAAUGUGCUUCAGCUCUACUAGGGGGUCCACUAAUGGUUAAAAUACCCUACCAGAUUAUUACCAACAACAGUUUUACAAUACUUGUGAUUGUUAUAAGUCUCGGUUUUUUGCCAACAUUAUUUUAAAUUGAUUCCAACCUUGUUCUUGCAUGAUCUUCCCACUCUAACUUUUGGGGGGGGAGCGGGCGAUUAUCGGGCAUCGCCAGUGCCAGUUAAGACGCUUAAGCAAAGACACGCAUCUUAAAAAUUUAAAUUUUUGUGUUGCUCACUCACACCAAUACAUUCGCGCUCGCCUGCACGCACACUGCCUCAAUUAUCGUAACGCGCAAACUGUCAAACAUUUUGGUCUGCUUUCGACAAAGGUUCAAAAAUAGUUUGAUGGCUAGCGCGUUUUUUUUUUUUCGUUUUACAUUAUUAAAGUGAAAUUGAAGGUUUUGUUUAUUCCCCCAGAUUGUGGAACAACCCCCGGGGCGGCUUUGCUGCUUCCUCCUCCGCCACCUCUUCCAAGCGCCGCACCGCUUGCAUCCCCGAAGACCCAAACGGCCACCGUGGCCCUGGCCAAACCAAGGAGGAAGAAUGGUUCGUCCUCCAGGGCACGGUCAUCAAGGAGGAUCCAGCGCGGAUGGCUGCCAAAGGAGGAUGAUAAGCAGAGGACCGAUUGCUGCACCGACAACAGUGGCGCUCUAUCCGGAUAGCGCUUCCGCAAAUGGUUCUACCGUGGUGCGAAUUCGUAAAAACAGUCAAGCGAGUGAACUUUCUCCCUUCGGCAACAGUCGCUUCCCCCAGCAGCAGAAGAAACGUCCAGUACGGCGUUCAAGUGCCUGGUCGCCAGUGGCCCAAAACCAUGCCAGCAACUAUCUGCUGGCCCAGCUGCUCAACAAGAACCAGCAAAGCGAGAUCUUGCGCCGCAUGAAGAACGCCGAGGCCGACACAAACCAACUGCAACAGCAGCUGGCAAGUCAACAGCUGCGUAUUCCGAUCCCGCAAGAGCUGCAGUUCCACAUCCAGAGCAACACACAGAACGUGCUGCUGCAAGACCAGCGCAGGAUGCUGUACGAGUAGGCCGUCGAACCGAAUGCUGCCAAUUUAUCCAGUCCUUUUGUCGGUGCAGAUCCAAACGACCGCCGGAGCAAACAAAUUUACCGCGCCGUCGGCUGCUAACCCAAUGUUCCCCGGCGUAUCAACCGCGGCCGAGCUGUCCAAUUCGCUGCAGCAGAGGAUGCAUCUCUUGCAACCCCUGGGACGUCAUGCCGCCGGAGCCGGCCGUGGUCCGUCACCUAAAACCUCAACUGACCUGCUUAGAGUGCUGCCCAGUUGUUCCUUUUUGUCCUUUUUUGUAGUGUUUAUUGUUCUGUUCACAUUUCUCAUUCGUUAACUAACCCCCCCCCCCCCCCCC